Messenger RNA from Trichoderma virens Gv29-8, 917 nucleotides. RefSeq lists its product as uncharacterized. Lineage: Eukaryota; Fungi; Ascomycota; Sordariomycetes; Hypocreales; Hypocreaceae. The transcript has 3 exons. The coding region runs from base 48 to 845 and encodes 265 amino acids. Gene Ontology annotation, molecular function: oxidoreductase activity. The record is from RefSeq and is a predicted model, not a curated record.
CACAAACCAGACUUAAUUCCACAUUCCAUCGACAAACAUAGACAAAAAUGGUCUUCCAGUACAAACGCGUUCUCCUCGUCGGUGCCACCGCUGGCAUCGGCGCUGCCAUGGCAGACAAGCUCAUUGAAGAAGGAUCCAAUGUCAUCGCUGUUGGCCGUCGCCAGGAGCGGCUUGAUGCCUUUGUUGCCAAGCACGGCGCAGAGCGUGCCAGCGGCAUUAGAUUUGAUGUCACCGACAGGGCUGGUCUCGACGCUUUUGUCAACAAGGUUGUCCAGACAUACCCCGACUUGGACUGCGUCUUCCUCAACUCAGGCAUUCAGACCCAGACCAAACUUACUCGCCCAGAAGAAAUUGAUCUCGACGCUUUCCACCACGAAUUCAACGUCAACUACACGUCAAUCGUGAACCUCACCAUCAAGUUUCUGCCUCACCUCCUGAAGAAGGAUUACCCCACCAGCGUAAUCGUCACAGGGUCGAUCCUGGGCCUGAUUCCCGCCUUUGUCAUGCCGGCAUACAGCGCGUCCAAGGCUGCUCUCCGCUCCUUUUUUGAAUCUCUUCGACGACAGAACCAAGGCUUCUCAAAGGUCAAGUUUAUUGAGCUUUUGCCUCCCGCUGUGCAAACUGAACUUCAUGAUUACAUGGGUGUUGAACGCGGCCGAGCUCUAGGCAUGCCCAUCGACGAGUUCACCGAGAAAGCGUACGCUCAGCUUGCGGCAGGCGAGGAGGUAAUCAUCAUCGGAAACCUUCACGGCUCUACCCCUGAGGGUACGCGGGAGUUCUUUGAGAAGAGAGACGGGCUGUUCAAUGCUAUUUCUAGCGCUUUGUCAGUUCAUUUCCAGCCCUAAGGAGAUGGAGGUUGGACAGUUUAUACAAGAUAUUUAAGAGCAAGCGAACAAUGAAUAUGUAUUAAAGAGAAA